This is a messenger RNA of Corythoichthys intestinalis (scribbled pipefish), 1538 nucleotides long. Its product is annotated as secretory carrier-associated membrane protein 1-like. Gene Ontology annotation, biological process: protein transport. The record is from RefSeq and is a predicted model, not a curated record. The transcript is spliced from 10 exons. NCBI's taxonomy places the organism in Eukaryota, Metazoa, Chordata, Actinopteri, Syngnathiformes, Syngnathidae. Gene Ontology annotation, cellular component: trans-Golgi network membrane; recycling endosome membrane. Bases 242 to 1174 code for a protein of 310 amino acids.
ACAUAAUUCAACAGCACUGCCCAGUGGUCACAGCCUGAAACAGUCGCUGUUGGUUGUAAUACUCAACAACUGUGGCCAAGUCGAUUACGACAAUAAGGCGCCAGAUCAGCCCAAAUAAGUCCCGGAACACAGUGAGGCCACAAUCAGGAGUACAGACGGGAAUGUUGGAGUCAAAGGAGUGAAUGCACCGCGGUGGCUGAUGCCGAGCUGAGGGACGAUAGGCGGCCAGGAGAACCUAAGGAUGGCGAGCAAGGAUCCACAAGCAAGACGGAUGACAAUGGAAGUAGGAUUCGAAGACUACAAUCCCUUUGCAGAGCCCACACCAACCGUGACCGCGAGCAAGCCCCCGACGCAGCCCGCCGUCAUGAAGCCCACGGAGGAGCCUCCCGUGUACUCGCUGGCUCGUGCGCAGGAGACGAGCGGGGCCGCCGGUGAUCUGCUGAGGAGGCAGGAAGAGCUGGAGAGGAAGGCGGCCGAGCUGGACCGGAGAGAGAGGGAGAUGCAGUCGGUCAGGGCUUCAGGAGGCAGGAGAAACAACUGGCCCCCCCUUCCGGGGAGGUUCCCGGUGCGCCCUUGUUUCUACCACGACAUUGCGGUGGACAUUCCUGUGGAGUACCAGAAGACGGUCAAAAACAUGUAUUACCUCUGGAUGUUCCACACGGGAACGCUGCUGGCCAACCUGGCGGGUUCUCUGGCGUGGUUCAGUGUGGAUCCGACGCGCCGAGUAGACUUGGGUCUUGCCGUCCUAUGGUUCCUGCUUUUAACACCGUGCUCCUUUGUUUGUUGGUACCGACCCAUCUACGGGGCCUUCAAGAACAACAGCUCGUUCAGCUUCUUCGUCUUCUUCUUCGUGUUCGUGUGGCAGCUGGGCGUGUACGCGAUGCAGAGUGCGGGCAUACCCGGAUGGGGGACCUGCGGUUGGCUCUCGGCUCUGAUGUGCCUCAAGACGAGCCCGGCGGCGAGCGCUCUUCUGAUGGCGGUGGCGGCGCUGUUCACCGCGUUGGUUGUCGCAUCGCUCGUCAUGUUCAUGCAGGUGCACGCCGAAUACCGCACCACGGGGGCGAGUUUCCAGAAGGCCCAGCAGGAACUGGCGGCCGACAUCAUGGCCAACAAGACAGUGCGGGCGAGCACCGAUGCCGAGACGACACGUGGAGAUUUCAGAGAGCGCAUCUGAGUGAGCCCCAUUGCAAGCACCAUUCUUUUGUCAAUCUUCCUACUUUAUGCCCUUUUAUUUUGAAAGUCAACGAAUCACCGAUUAUUUUUGCGAUGAGCCGACUUAUAGGCUCUUACUAUAUAAAUAAUGUGAAUUUACUGUUCUAUUACUCUGGGUAUUGGAAUCAAGAACUUUUUGCUGAGACAAGUUGGACUAUGUAAUUAUUUGACUGUAUUACGGUUUUCCAAAAGUACUUUUUAAAAUUAAAUAAUUUUCAAAUGUAAGAGAAUAGGGUAUUUUUUUCCCUUUUUUGUUUUUGUAUUGAAAAUUCAUUAAUCUCUAACCGUUGUUCUGGUCUGAAUUGGAGGAUUUUUGUGUUAUCUUU